UGAGCCUGGGGAGGUGCAGAAGAUCCGGAGCGGAGGGGGUCGGCCAGCAUGUUGCACUGCGCGGGGUCCCACAAACUUGUGAAACAGGUGAGCGCCUGCUGUCUGCUCCUGCCCCGCUUCCUACUCACGGCGCUAAUGCUGCGGCUGCUGGACUUCUCGUGUAUCAGGAGGAGGGUCCUGGCGUCCGCUAGGGAGGAGAGCAGCCCCGAGCCCGAAGACCCCCCGCUGUGCGUGUCCGACUCUAAUCGCAUGUGCACCAAGGAGUCGCUGCGAGCCGUCUGGCACGGACACAAACUGGACUUGUUCAAGUCGGCGCAUCUGGGCAGCUCUGCCCCCAACACUCAGGUGGUGACGCUGGAAGGGCAGAGACUUUGCAACAUCUUGGAUUUCUCCCAGGGGAACCGACCGCUGGUUGUCAAUUUCGGCAGCUGCACCUGACCCCCCUUCAUGGCUCGUCUCCAAGCCUAUAGUCGCCUGGUCGCCCAGCACGUCGCCAUCGCAGAUUUCCUUCUGGUCUACAUAGAAGAAGCGCAUCCGACUGACGGCUGGAUCAGCACCGACGCCUCCUACCAAAUCCCCCAGCACCGCUGUCUCCAGGAGCGUCUGGCCGCGGCUCAACUCAUGCUCCAGGGGGCGCCGGGCUGCCGGGUGGUCGCCGACACUAUGGACAACUCCUCCAACGCCGCCUAUGGAGCCUACUUUGAGAGACUUUACAUCAUCCUGGAGGGCAAGGUGGUUUACCAGGGGGGUCGGGGACCCGAGGGCUACAAGAUCUCUGAACUGAGGCUGUGGCUGGAGCGGUACCAGCAGCGAAUCAUUAACCCGGAGAGUCACGUGCUCAUCCAAAUCUAAACAGAGGCACCAAUGGGAGAGCAGUAACCCAGCAGCAGUAUUAUUAGUAUUAUAUUAGUAUUAUUAUAGGCUGGUGCUGGAAACUGUAUUAAAUGAAGUGACUGAUCUCUACAGACUGCAGUGAGUGCGACUAAAAGACUCAUUUCUAAAAUGCGACAAAUGUUGCUGUGUAGUUGCAAUUGAGUAGCUGCGGCUUAGGGUAAGGGCACAUGCUAAUAUUCUGGGAGAUUUAGUCUCCUGGCGACUAAUCGUCUGAACUUUGGGGCGACAAUCUCCCCGAACUGCCUUCCGCCGACAGCGACUGCGGCAAUGCACUCGCUGUGCUUCGAUUUCCGAAGGCGCCCAAAGUUGCCUCAUGAUGAAACUUCGGGCGGCUUUGGAAAUCGAAUCGCCUGCGCGUGCAUUGUCACUCACAGGCGAUUUUUCAUUUUAGCAGGCUGAAGGCAGGGGAGAUUGUCCCCCCCCCAAAGAAGAGGCGAUUAGUCGCCAGGCGACUAAAUCUCCCCGAAUCUGCCCGUGUGCUAAAGCCCUAAGAGCACACGCUAAGAUUUGGGGAGAUUUAGUCGCCCGGCAACAAAUUGCCUCUUCUUCGGGAAACUAAUCUCCCCGAAAAGCCUUCCUGCAAACAAGAAUGUAAAUCGCCGUCAGGAUGGCACUCCAAAGGCUCCCAAAGUUGCCUCACCAGGAAAUUUAGAUUCUAGAUGGUGGGAAGGCAUUUUGAGGAGAUUUGUCGCCCGAAGAAGAGGCGAUUUGUCGCCGGGCGACUAAAUCUUCCCAAAUCUUAGCGUGUGCCAUGAGAGAGAUUUAGUCGCCUGACGACUAAUCGCCUCUCCGGCGCAAUAAUCUGCCCGAACUGCCUUUCCCCUGCCUUCCGCCAGCUAAAAUGAAAAUCGCCUGCGGGAAGGGACACACGGCACUUCGUUUUCCAAAGUUGCUUGAAGUUUCCUCACGAAGAAACUUCAGGCGAUUACGGAAAUCAAAACGCCACGAGUGCAUUGCCACAGGCAAUUUUUCAUUUUAGCCGGUGGAAGGCAGUUCGGGGAGAUUGUCGCCCCGAAGAAGAGGCAAUUAGUUGCCAGGCGACUAAAUCUCCCCAAAUCUGCUCAUGUGGCCAGACCCUUAGAGAUGUCAUUGCAAAGAAUAAGCUAUAACGUCUGUCUGUGCAUCCUCCGCUGUGUGUGUGCGACCAGUGCUCUGUGAAGAGGGCGGGGUUACAAGGGGCGUGUCACUGGAGCCCCCCACACUGACUCUGCAGGUGGUUGCUAAUGACGACCGAUUUUGAAAUGGUCUCACGGCCAAAAACUCGCGUCCGACGUCUCCCCCUCCCUUUCUCAAACCACCUGCAGGCUCUGGUGUCGGGCUCUCCAGUCCAGUGAAUUUAUUUAUGUGAUUUUUUUUUUUUUUUUGUAAGCAGACUUUUAUAUAAAGGAUUUUUUACAAUUAAAAAAAUAA
Xenopus laevis (African clawed frog) is the source of this 2304-nucleotide messenger RNA. It is a transcript of the gene dio3.S, whose product is annotated as deiodinase, iodothyronine, type 3 S homeolog. Lineage: Eukaryota; Metazoa; Chordata; Amphibia; Anura; Pipidae. Gene Ontology annotation, biological process: thyroid hormone metabolic process. Gene Ontology annotation, molecular function: thyroxine 5'-deiodinase activity. The record is from RefSeq and is marked reviewed. The transcript has a single exon.